AUGAACAUGAAAGGUUCAGUCAUCUUUUUGACUGCGGCAAUUACCUUGAGGAUGGUAAGAACGACUCAUCCUGAUUGCUCUAUAGUCCUGCACCUACAGGAGAGAGAGACUGAAUGUCAGCUCAGAAUGCAGACCAGCUCAGGACAGCCUCUAACCACAUCCAACAUUACUGACGGCUGCAUGGUGGAGUGGGAUGGUGUGAGCUGUUGGCCAGUGGCUGUAGUUGGAGAGAGUGUCUCAGUGUUAUGCCCUCAACCACUCCGGAAACUCAACUCAACCCCUGUUUUCAUCACACGUAACUGCACCAGUCAGGGAUGGAGCAGACAUAGUGUACCAUAUUACAUUGCCUGCUAUAAGGAGGACAGUGAUGAGGAGACAGUAGACAAGCAAGAAUACUUUGCCUCAGUCAAGCUGAUGUACACAGUUGGAUAUGGCGUGUCUCUGGGUUCUCUGUUUAUUGCUGUCCUGAUAUUCUGCAUCUUCAGGAAACUGUUGUGCACUCGCACCUACAUCCACCUCAACCUGUUUUCCACCUUCAUCUUGAGAGGCAUAGCUGUUUUCGUGAAGGAUGCUGUGCUAUUUGCAGAUGAGACUGUGGACCACUGCACUGUCUCCACGGUUGGAUGCAAAGCUGCUGUGACGUUCUUCCAGUACUGUGUGUUGGCAAACUUCUUCUGGCUCCUUGUGGAAGGAUUAUACCUGCAAACCCUACUAGUAUUCACCUUUGCUCGGAAAAAGACGUUCUUCUGGUGGUACACUCUUAUUGGCUGGGGCAGUCCAUCCCUGACCAUAGCCAUCUGGACAUUACUAAAGAGUCUGUACGACAACCACGGGUGCUGGGAUGACCUGGACAGUGGCCUUUGGUGGAUUAUCAAAGCUCCUAUCCUCCUAUCUGUGUUUGUGAAUUUUUUGGUGUUUGUGAACAUCAGCAGGAUUAUUGUUCUGAAGACAAAGACUCCAGACUCCAGUGGUGGAGAACGAUCAGUUUACAGUCGGCUGGCAAAGUCCACUCUGCUGCUGAUCCCCCUGUUUGGGGUGCAUUACGUUGUUUUCGCUUUGCUCCCUGAACACGUGGGGCUGGAGGCCAGAUUGUACUUUGAGCUUGUCCUGGGAUCAUUUCAGGGCUGUAUAGUCGCAUUGUUGUACUGCUUCUUGAAUAAUGAGGUCCAAAACGAAAUAAGAAAACACAUGAAGCGAUGCAUGUCCCAGAGUGACAACAACACAUUCAAUCUGGUAACCCAGGACAGGGCUGUUGAUGAACUUUAG
Molecule: messenger RNA, 1266 nt
Organism: Chanos chanos (milkfish)
Lineage: Eukaryota; Metazoa; Chordata; Actinopteri; Gonorynchiformes; Chanidae
Gene: ghrhr2
Product: growth hormone releasing hormone receptor 2
Exons: 14
Coding region: 1-1266 (421 amino acids)
Biological process (GO): adenylate cyclase-modulating G protein-coupled receptor signaling pathway; cell surface receptor signaling pathway
Cellular component (GO): plasma membrane
Molecular function (GO): vasoactive intestinal polypeptide receptor activity; G protein-coupled peptide receptor activity; peptide hormone binding
Source: RefSeq, a predicted model, not a curated record